AUGGCUACGAAACCUUCUCUCUCCACCACCACCACUACCACCACCAUGCCUGAAACUCUGUCGUUUGAAAUACAUCCGGAAGUGGACCCAAAACACGUUUCCGAGACUCUAAAAUUUGCUAUGCUUAUGAAUAUUGGCGCUCUCGUUCCUGAAAACUGCAACACCGACGGUUUUUUCAACUCUUUCCUUCAGAAUUUCAUCAAAGUAGAUCAAAUCCAACUUGGUCGAAUCUCUUGCACUGUUAUUGCCAAAACACCUAUCAAUGUAACCUCAUUUCCUCUCUUUUUUUCAAAAAAAAUUAUAUCAAUUUUGCGUGACCUGUACGAACGCACGAAUAAAUGA
Vicia faba (fava bean) is the source of this 342-nucleotide messenger RNA. The record is from the annotation of a GenBank genome assembly. NCBI's taxonomy places the organism in Eukaryota, Viridiplantae, Streptophyta, Magnoliopsida, Fabales, Fabaceae.